GUUAGAUAGCUGGAGUACUGCGCAUGCGUGUUGUCGGAUGGCAAUUGAACGCGGAGGCUUCCGUAGGGGGCGGGAAAGAAAAUGGCGGCGGCCGUGUUGCGAGAGUUGGGUGGAUUAUGGAUACAGAACCUGAGGACCCGGGGGACGCUAACCUUGGGGCUGCCUUCCUGUCCUGGUGUUUUAGCCCUGUCACACGUCCACACGAGCGCUCCUGUGUCCGGCAAGUGGGAGAAGAAGAAUACGGUUGUUUACCCUCCACAGCAGCCCGGCGAGCCUCGCAGGCCAGCGGAAAUCUACCAUUGUCGAAGACAAAUAAAAUACAGCAAAGACAAGAUGUGGUAUUUGGCAAAAUUGAUUCGCGGGAUGUCCAUUGACCAGGCUUUGGCUCAGUUGGAAUUCAGCGAUAAGAAAGGGGCUCAAAUAAUCAAAGAGGUUCUCUUACAAGCACAAGAUAUGGCAGUGAAAUACCACAAUGUGGAAUUCAGGUCCAAUUUGUAUGUAGCUGAGUCCCACUCGGGGCGAGGCCAGUGCCAGAAAGGCAUUCGCUACCACGGGAGAGGUCGCUUUGGGAUCAUGGAGAAGGUGUAUUGCCAUUAUUUCGUGAAGUUGGUGGAAGGACCUCCACCUCCCCCAGAGCCACCAAAGACGGCCAUGGAACACGCCAAGGAGUACGUUCAGCAGCUUCGAAGCCGGACUAUCACCCACGCCCUGUGAUGGGGUGCACCCUUCACAGUGUAUAUAUUUUGCCAUUUCUAAAAAUAAAAAUGUAAGACAAA
Molecule: messenger RNA, 776 nt
Organism: Cavia porcellus (domestic guinea pig)
Lineage: Eukaryota; Metazoa; Chordata; Mammalia; Rodentia; Caviidae
Gene: Mrpl22
Product: mitochondrial ribosomal protein L22
Exons: 7
Coding region: 82-714 (210 amino acids)
Biological process (GO): translation
Cellular component (GO): mitochondrial large ribosomal subunit; ribosome
Molecular function (GO): structural constituent of ribosome
Source: RefSeq, a predicted model, not a curated record